Messenger RNA from Cutaneotrichosporon cavernicola, 744 nucleotides. RefSeq lists its product as uncharacterized. NCBI's taxonomy places the organism in Eukaryota, Fungi, Basidiomycota, Tremellomycetes, Trichosporonales, Trichosporonaceae. The record is from RefSeq and is a predicted model, not a curated record. Gene Ontology annotation, biological process: regulation of DNA-templated transcription. Bases 1 to 744 code for a protein of 247 amino acids. Gene Ontology annotation, molecular function: zinc ion binding; DNA-binding transcription factor activity, RNA polymerase II-specific. The transcript has 3 exons.
AUGCCAGACCAGCAACCACACACGUACGACCAGCAGCCCAUGAACGACCAACAACCUCCCGUGCCCGACCGACCCUACAUCGACCAGCCCUACUUGCCCUACCAACUCCACACGCCCGACCAGUUCCAACAGCCCUACCUUCGCGACCAGUUCCAUCAACAUCUGCCCGACUUUCAGCAACUUGCGCCCGCUCCCCCCCAACCUGCACUCUCGCAUAAGUUCCUUGCUCCCCGCCCACAACCCGUCCGCCGUGCCAGUACAGGCGACCUCCCACCAACCGCAGCCUAUCCAAUCCACCCAGCCCAGCUCUUGCCAGACCAACUGCCAGGACAGCCAAGAAGGUCAACUUCCCUCCAGUCCCGAGUCUUCGGCAGUCUCGGUCCUGGUCCGGAUGUGUGUGAGGCGUGCCGCUGCCGCCGUAUCCCAUGUUCAGGAUACCCUUGUUCGGGGUGUAUGGCGCGAGGGGUAAACUGCGUCAUUGCACAAACGCCGACGCGGAUCGUGGAGAGGCGUAAACGCCGUUUCGCAGCUGUUGAGUACGCCGUUCCCGAGAGCGCGAUGCCGCCUGAAAUCGGUGUCUUUGGCCCAACAAUUAUGUCACCCGCCGAGAUGCCCCUCUCACCCCUCGACCUCCUCCAGGACCAUUCGUAUGCUGGCCCAGCGCGCAGUGCGUCUUGGCCGUUCCUCCAGGACCUCGCGUGGCCAACUGAGGAGACGGAGAGUCCUCAGCCAUACGAGGGGUAA